Penicillium riverlandense is the source of this 1392-nucleotide messenger RNA. RefSeq lists its product as uncharacterized. NCBI's taxonomy places the organism in Eukaryota, Fungi, Ascomycota, Eurotiomycetes, Eurotiales, Aspergillaceae. Gene Ontology annotation, cellular component: vacuolar membrane. Gene Ontology annotation, molecular function: amino acid transmembrane transporter activity. The coding region runs from base 1 to 1392 and encodes 463 amino acids. Gene Ontology annotation, biological process: amino acid transmembrane transport. The transcript is spliced from 10 exons. The record is from RefSeq and is a predicted model, not a curated record.
AUGGCGUACCGGUACCCCGAUACAAGCCAACCUUCCGAGGUAAACAGACAAAAUUCUAGUCUGGAUACCGAAGAGAAGCAUCGAUCAGGCAAUGAAGUGUCUCAUCACGAAGACCCGUUUGGAGACGAGGAGUUUGCACAAGUCAGGUAUCGAACUUUACGGUGGUGGCAAUGCGGCAUGAUCAUGAUUGCAGAAACCGUUUCCCUCGGAAUUUUGUCGCUUCCAUCUGCUGUGGCAACGUUAGGCUUGGUCCCUGCGGUAAUUAUCAUUGUCGGGCUCGGUAUCCUAGCCACCUACACCGGAUAUGUCAUUGGUCAAUUCAAACUGCGGUACCCGGAGGUGCAUAGCAUGGGAGACGCUGGAGCAGUGCUUUUCGGUCGCUUUGGUAUGGCCCGCUUUGGGAAAGAGCUUUUAGGAACGGCCCAAUUGCUCUUCCUAAUCUUCAUCAUGGGUAGCCACCUCUUGACUUUCACUGUCAUGAUGAACACAUUGACAGAACAUGCCACCUGCUCCAUUGUUUUUGGGGUUGUUGGCCUUGUCGUAUCCUUUGUCUGUGCCCUGCCUCGCACUCUCAGAAAAGUUUCAUGGUUCUCAUUUGCAUCUUUCGCCAGUAUCCUCGCUGCGGUACUUAUUACUAUGAUUGCCAUCGCUAUUCAGCAUCCAGGAAAUGGCAAGGUAGACGCGACUACGAAAGUAAGUCUCGCAAAAGGGUUCUUGUCUGUGACAAAUAUUGUCUUCGCCUACGCUGGUCAUGUUGCUUUCUUCGGCUUUAUCUCCGAGAUGAAGAUUCCAACAGAUUACCCCAAGACUUUGAUUAUGCUCCAGACGACUGAUACGUCAAUGUAUGUGGUGGCGGGCGUUGUCAUUUACAUUUACGGCGGGAAAGAUGUGAAAUCCCCUGCAUUAAGUUCCACCAGUGAUGUGACAGCCAAGCUUGCAUAUGGUAUUGCUAUUCCUUCGAUUGUUGUCGCCGGUGUCAUUAACGGCCAUGUCGCGGCAAAGUACAUAUAUGUCCGCCUAUUUCGGCACACUGAUCACAUGCACAAACGAAGUUUUCUCGCAAUUGGGUCUUGGAUUGGGAUUACUUUGGGUCUUUGGAUCAUAGCCUGGAUUAUUGCCGAGGCUAUUCCUGUUUUCAAUGACCUACUAAGUUUGAUCACUGCAUUGUUCGCUAGUUGGUUUACUUAUGGCCUAAGCGGUAUCUUUUGGCUUUUUAUGAAUUGGGGUCGAUAUGGAUCCUCCUGGAGGAAAAUUCUCCUCACUCUCCUCAACCUUGUGAUCGUGGGAAUUGGUGGUUGCCUGUGCGGUAUGGGCCUAUGGGUCUCCGGGAAGGCCAUCCACGAGGAUGCGAGCAGCGGUGCUAGUUUCUCGUGUGCUUUUACUAACAGCUAG